AUGAUAUUUCAGGCCUCAAGGUCCAACGCCUCGGGACGUAAAGUGCCCCCCGAGCCCCGCCGAAGCGAAGCAUGCCGCUCAUGCAUGUUCUCUCGUUUGGAGAGGGGCGCAAAGUGGUUGUGUUUGUGCCGUGCAUGUUUGGAGUGCAUGCCGCGCCGCAACUGUCCUCAGACAGGAAUUUCGACCAACGCCGUUGCGUUUGGGGUGCGAUCCAUUUCAAGAUGNCCUCUUUCUAUACGUGAUGAGGUAGUACAGUGUUUGCAAAGUCUUCAAUUUUCUGUAGAAAAUGGUGUGAAGAGCUUACCCACACCUGUCUCGGAUAAUUUUUUCUCAUUUCGAUUAGGUGUUUGUACGCUGGGUACUCUCCUAGUGCGAAAUAAUAUCAAGGUUGCUCAACGUCUAGAGGAAAUCAUUUACUCCACACUUGAGGCUGCACCACUUCUGAAGGAUGGAAAGCGUGGAGCAGCAACUGCUGUUCGUUCUUUCUUCUUUUUAGCUUCCAAAUGUCAUUCCUGUGAACAAGAAGAACACCAAAAAACGGACUGUAAUCGUUGGGAACGUGCACUUCACUUGGUUAUGGUGGAGGCAACUAAUCGCAUUGAAAACAAAGUAGAACCCAACCAACACCUUUUAACGAGUGCAGAACGCACAAUGCUUCGUAUGGCGUUUAAACAAGUUCAAGGUUGCAGUCGACAGAAAGGCGCAGCUGCACCACCAGCACCAGUUCCUCCGCCC
Molecule: messenger RNA, 735 nt
Organism: Trypanosoma theileri
Lineage: Eukaryota; Euglenozoa; Kinetoplastea; Trypanosomatida; Trypanosomatidae
Exons: 1
Source: RefSeq, a predicted model, not a curated record